This is a messenger RNA of Epinephelus lanceolatus (giant grouper), 2684 nucleotides long. It is a transcript of the gene taco1, whose product is annotated as translational activator of mitochondrially encoded cytochrome c oxidase I. The record is from RefSeq and is a predicted model, not a curated record. Lineage: Eukaryota; Metazoa; Chordata; Actinopteri; Perciformes; Serranidae. Gene Ontology annotation, cellular component: mitochondrion.
AUUUUGAAGGGCCAAUUUAUGACGUCACGUUCUGACGCCGCAAUCAGGAAGUGCUAGUCCCACAACAAGGACAGCUGAAGCUGCGUGUUCUCCUGACUUGUCAGAACUGGCAUGACGGGGGCGGCGGUGCUUAGAGCUCUCCGGACCCUGCGCCCCCGGACACUGGCCGCGACCUCAGGCAGGUUACUGGCCCCGGUGGAGUGCGUCCUCCCGCCGGCUUCGUGCGUGUUGUACUCGCCUUGGAGGACCGCUCCUGUCAGGACGCUGCAGCUGUGCUCCGCCUUGUGUGCCGGUCACAACAAGUGGUCAAAGGUGAAGCACAUCAAGGGACCCAAGGAUGAGGCGAGGGGCAAGAUCUUUAUGAAGUUUGCGAUGAUGAUAAAAAUAGCUGUGAAAGAGGGUGGAUCCAACCCAGACCUGAAUAUAAACUUAGCCCACGUACUGGAGCAGUGCAGGAGUAAGAACAUGCCUAAAGCCUCCAUAGAUGCUGCUAUAAAGAGUGCGGAGAAGACUAAACCGGCAUCCCAGCACAUAUUUGGAGCUCGGGGGCCCGGUGGAUGUCUGCUGCUCAUUGAGGUCCUGACUGACAACCACCCACGCAGCCACCAGGAAAUCAAACGCCUGCUUAUCAAGAACAGAGCAGCGCUGUCAGACGGAGCCUGUAACAACUUCAGCAGGAGGGGGGUGGUAGUGGUGCCGGGUCAGAACAUCUCGACGGAGCGAGCUUUGGAGCUGGCCAUCGAGGCGGGAGCUGAAGAUGUCCAAGAGACCGAGGAUGAGGAGGAGCAGCCCGUCCUGCAGUUUAUUUGUGACAUGACAGACUUGAGGAAAGUGCGAGCCUCACUGGAGGAGCUGGGGAUGCAGAUUACAUCUGCUGGGCUGGACUAUGUUCCCCGCACCCUCUUGUCUCUGGACCAGGAUCAGCUAGAUGCUGCUUCAACGCUGAUAGAAGCCCUCAGUGACUAUCCAGACGUAGUCCAAGUGUGGGACAACAUCCAGACUGACAGCUGAGCAUGAUUCCUGGACACUUGGUGGACACUGAAAAUCUUAUGUGGAAUAUUUGAUUUCACAGAGAAUGAACCUGUACUGCUUGUUAAAAUGUGUCACACUGCUCAUCAUUAUUUUCAGUAAGAAAAUAUGAGUGUAUCGGCCAUUUUGAUGCUCCCUGUGUGGGACUUGGAAGUAAAAUGAACACGUGGUCCUUGUUAAGAUUUAAAGUGAUAUUUCCUAAUAUUUUUAAUUAUCAGAGUGAAGUUUAUUAAGUGCCAGACUCAAGCAAAUAGGAGCCAUGCCUUUUUACAAACUAGCUUCUUCAGUCUGCAUUUAUUUUGUUGGUAGACGCUGUAGGAACACGAUUUGCAAAGUAGGUCUUUAAAGUUGGUUAAAAAGUACUAUCAUUCAUUGGAUCAAGGAGAAAUUAAAUGUUCUAUCAAAGUGAAAUGCCACUUUUAUUAGUAGUGGAAGGAAGCAAUGUUUAUAAAGGAUCAAUUUAAAAUACAUCAUAAUAUAAAGAUCCAUACAAAUGGGGAUAUAAGUAUUCAACACGUCAACAUUUUUUUUUUUUCAGUAAACAUAUUUCCAAUGCAGCUACUGACAUUAAAUUUAUACUAGACAUUGAUACUAGUGCAAUAAAACUACACUGAUAAAAAAAAAAUCACAACACUUUAAUCCAUUAAAAAGUUGUGCAAUUAAGUGGAAUGAGACAGGAAAUGUACUGAACAUUCUAAUUAAAAUGUAUUUAGUAAUUGAAGGAGAAGCUUUUGUUUGCAAUGCCAGCUUUUAAGAUGCUUCCUGUAUGAAGAAAUUACUAUCUUACCGUGUUCUGAUGGGAUUUUGGUCCCUUCUUCCACACAGUCUUUAAAUCUAGAAGAUUCUAGGGAGGCCCGCUAGUGAUUCUGGAUCUUCAGCUUCUUCCACAAACGUCCCAUCAGGUUUAAAUGUGGUGAUUGACUGGGUAAUUCAAACACCUCUAUUAGCAUCCUCUGGAACCAGUUAAGAGUCUCUUUUGUCAUCUUAUCCUCACUGUCCUGAUGGAUGGCAACAGAUUUUUCGCAAGAAUUUUCCGAUACAUGUCUUCAUCUUUACAUUGGUAAUUUGGAUUCUGCUGGUGCCAUGACAAGAGAAACUCCAAAACUCUAAACUGCAACUUAUUCAAUACAACACAGAGUAUACCUGACACAAUAUAAACCACACAAAAUGGGACUUACAGACAGUGAAACGUCAAACACCGCUGAUGAUUACUUUUCAUGCUGCCUGGCUUUGCCCCCCAUUCAAACAUUUUGGACAAACACAACACACAAAACAUCCUCAACCAUCUGCCACAGAAUUCCAGUCUCUCCCUCUGUAUGUGCGCUAAGUGAUCUCUUACCAGUUUAACUGCCACUGAAACAUUAACAACCCGUACUGGUUGCCCUAACAAUCACUAAGAAGACAAUUUUACUGAAUUGGAAAGACAGAAACAACCUUUCAACAUCCCAAUGGCAUCAUCUACUCUCAGUACAUUUCAAUAGAAAGACAAAUAGCUUUAAAAAAACAACUAAACUAAUUCAUGUCACAGAUGUUGGGCUCCAUUUAUUAACAUCACCUAUCUACCCUUGUAGCAUAUACAUACACACUGUGUUAAUUUUGCACCAAAAAAAAAGCUUCUCCAAUUAUUAAAUACGCUUCAGCUGACAUGUUCAAUA